Molecule: messenger RNA, 1164 nt
Organism: Adineta steineri
Lineage: Eukaryota; Metazoa; Rotifera; Eurotatoria; Adinetida; Adinetidae
Source: the annotation of a GenBank genome assembly
AUGAAUAACAGAGUUGAACCUGAUGAAUCUAUUGAAGUUAACUCUGAUACAACACGAUUACGAACAUUAUACAAACAUUUUCGGAAAAGAAAGCUAAUUUGGAUAAUAUUUUCCAUUAUUUUAAUUGUUGUAAUUAUACUUGUGUCAACAAUUACUGCUACAAUGAAAAAAACAAAGAAGGAGAAAACAACAACAACAACAAGUGAAUUGUUGACAACAACAACGACAAGUGAACAAUUAAUUUCUUCUGUUAUUAUUAAUAGCAAUACGAAAUGGAAACAGAAUGCAUCUACCGUUGCUGGAGGAAAUGGACCCGGAAGUGAAUUAAAUCAAUUAAAGUAUCCACAAGGUAUUUAUGUUGAUAAUGAUGAUCACAGUAUUUAUAUUGCGGAUAAUGAUAAUCAUCGUAUUGUUCGAUGGGAAUUUGGUGCAAACACUGGUACGAUUGUUGCAGGUGGAAAUGGACCUGGAAAUGAAAUAUUUCGAUUGAAUACUCCAGUUGAUGUAGUUCUUGAUAAAGACAGGGAAUAUAUCAUCAUUUGUGAUCAGACCAACGCACGAGUGACACGAUGGUCUCGUCAAAAUAAUCCGGAUCCGGAAAUAUUAAUACAUGGUAUUGCUUGCCGUGGUUUAGCAAUGGAUAAUAAUGGAGAUCUUUAUAUUUGUGACAUGUUAAGAAAUCAAGUCAAACGUUUUCAACAAGGAAAUGAAGAAGGUACAGUUGUAGCGGGUGGCAAUGGACCAGGAAAUCACUUCAAUCAACUCAGUCGACCUCACUAUAUCUUCGUCGAUGAAUAUUAUUCAGUUUACGUAGCGGAUUCUUGGAAUAAUCGUGUGAUGAAAUGGGAGAAAAAUGCGACCGAUGGUAUUCUUGUUGCUCCAGGACAAGCUUCUAACGAAAAUCCCAGUUCAAUGUUUCAACCCAUAGGUGUUAUUGCUGAUCAUAUGGGUAAUAUUUAUGUGUUGACGCAUGUAACUGAUCAAAUAAUGCGCUGGUCGUCAGGUGCAACAGCAGGUGUUCCUGUCGUUGGUGGAAAAGAAUCCGGACCGGGGCUCACGCAGCUCUCACACCCAUUUGAUUUAUCAUUUGAUCGUCAGGGUAAUCUUUAUGUUGCUGAUUUUGGCAACAAUCGAAUACAAAAAUUCGAUAUUGAUCGUGGCUGA